AUGAGGCAGAUAAUAUUGCAAUGCAUCCUAUCACUUGGCUUCUUCCUUGCUUGCGUUUGCGUUAAUGCCGCAGGGAAACCAAAUGGCUUGACCAUGGAACUCAUCCAUGUCGACUCGCCGGCAUCACCUCUCUAUCCGGGCAAUAUUUCUUAUGAAGAAGAAAUCCAAAGACUCAUAGACCGAUCCAUUGCCCGAGUUCAACACCAUCAUUACACCUUGGCAUCCCUCGGCAACAAUAAUGUGUCACAAACUAUAAUCAACCCUCUUGACAUUCGUCCGAAACUCGAAUUUUACCCUUACGGCUCUUACCUUGUACAAGUUGGGAUUGGGACUUUUGAUGCACCUUUCCCGGCAAGGUCAUUCAAUACAUACUACUUGUACACCGACACUGGAAGCAUACUCACAUGGGUGCUGUGCGAGGAUUGUCUCAAGCCUGGAAACCAAUGCUUUCAAACCAAAGAACCCCCUUUCCCUAACAGCAAGUCCAAAUCUUAUGUUGCUCUCUGUUGCAAUCAAAACCCGUUUUGCAAGACAGGCCAAUGCACCGGUCCUUACUGCUCCCAGCACGAUGAGUACAUGGACGGCACCGUUGUCAAUUCUAUUCUUUCAGGCAUAAAUAUCUUAAUCUUUUUAGUAUUAAUUCUCGAAAUUAUCGCAACUAACUAA
Messenger RNA from Prunus armeniaca (apricot), 666 nucleotides. NCBI's taxonomy places the organism in Eukaryota, Viridiplantae, Streptophyta, Magnoliopsida, Rosales, Rosaceae. The record is from the annotation of a GenBank genome assembly.